Lymnaea stagnalis (great pond snail) is the source of this 3219-nucleotide messenger RNA. The record is from the annotation of a GenBank genome assembly. NCBI's taxonomy places the organism in Eukaryota, Metazoa, Mollusca, Gastropoda, Lymnaeidae.
UUUCAGAAUAUUGUUGUCUUUCUACAAGAGGUGGUUCUCUCGGCCCACAAGUGGUUGAUGAGAGGUCAAGUGGGUUCAGUGGGCGGGAAAACCGUUGCUGAACUGUUGGAGAUGCCCGUGCGCAGCACUGUUGAGCUGGUACAGAAACAGACAGGGUACAGCCUGGACCGCAACACUGUCAGGGUGAGUGUGUUUUGGGGGGGAGGGGGGGGCAAGACGCACCAUUAGGUUAAUAUCACUUGAGUAAUACUGUUAUAAUCACACCAUUAGUGUGACACCAAUAGAGUGACACUCAUGGAGAAACAUCAUUAGAGUAACAUCCCAUAUAUUAUUAGACCAUACAUGUAACCUGGUGGUAAAAGAUCUGUUGCUCAUGAGCUUUUGAACGUGAUGUAGGUCAUCUUUGAGGUUCUCCUGUGUGCCCAUGAGAAAGAUCUGGAAUCUCUGAUGGAAGCUGUGUGGCCGUCAAAAGUCGCCCAGCUGGUCAAGCAGACUUUCCUCGAGGUCCAGGUCGAGGUGGCCCAGUUGUGUGGGUCAGUGGUUGAGGUCACCAGAGGUCCAGUGGUGCUUGUCCUAGACAAGGUUAGGAACUGUUAUUAAAAAGUAUAACAAGAGAUUAGAUGUCAUGUAAUAUUGUAUUCUAAAAUUUUCCUUUAUUACCUUUAGUAGGGUCAGGAAGACCGGUGACUUUCUCAGUUCUUACAUUUUUUUGGCCCACCUCCUAGAUUCAUGAAUAUAAAUCGGUGUGGUCCUUGAAUAUUCCUAAUAAAUUAAAUUCAGCUGAUCUCUUUUUCAUGAAUGCCCAGCUGCAAUAUAUUUUCUUUAUAUAUAAAUACCGUAUAAAUGAUUUGUGCUAUAAGAUUAAUAAAACAAAUGUUGGCACUAUUCAACUAUUCAUCUGUGCGCUGGAUUGUUUUAGACACUCAACAAACUACCAUGGGAGAGCAUGCCUGAAAUGUUGUCUGAAACAGUUUCAAGAGUGCCGUCCCUCAGCUCCCUACUAGCCUUGCUGACACUACACAAGCAGAAGAAAGAUUCCUCCUUCAGGUGUGGUGUGAAGCGUGACAGUGUGGUGGCCCUGGUAGAUCCAGAGACCAACUUGUCCAAUGCCGUCAACGUUCUACUGCCUCAAAUUCAGGGGUAGGUUUUUUGUUUGUUUUUUUUUCAAACAGAAGUGACCAGAUUUUGUAAAUAUUUUAAAGUUCUUUUAUAAAAAGGAUUUGUAUUUUAAUUAAUCAGAUAGUUAUAAAGCAAAGCAUUAUUUAUCGGUCAUGAAUCUAUAAGGCUGCAGUGCCACUGUGUCCAUGUUUCAUCGAAAUACAAAACUGACAUACAAGACCGCAUUGCAAUUGAUCGUAUCCGAUUUUAUCAUUGUGACAACAGCUUUGACUUUUUAUGGCUAGUGUUCAGCUACAGUCAACAAACAGAUUUAUUAUGGUGGCAAACUAAACAUAUAAACUUUGUAAUAGCUAUGAAUUCUUUCUCUUACAACUUACAGUUACAAAUUGUAGCUGUAAAUCCAAUGUUGAAAUAUGACCAGCCUAAUACCAUUAUUAAUUAACUUGGUAGGCCAUUCGCAUGACUUUAUACUUUUAUUGAUCCAAGUAAAUGGAAAUUAGUUUUAGCUCAUCUAGGCAGUGAACGGGCAGAGAAAUACCAUUGGUCGGGGACGAUCCAUAAUUAUAUUUCAUACACAACUGACUUAUAAGAGCGACUUAUAAAAGAUAGUAUGUUAUUCCUUUCCUCAGGUUCAAAGGCUGGUCUUGUUUGGCUCAGAAAGCUCCAACUGUGGCCAACUUGAAGGAUUUCCUCACAAAUUAUGAUCUGUAUCUGUAAGUAUCUGGUUUGACAAUGGACUGUGUAUGAAAUCACAUUUACAUUUUAUGGUAGUGGUUUUGGCACCUUAUCUUAAAUGUUGUAAUGAGAUGACAAGUGUCGGGCAAAUAAAGUUAUUUGUCAUAAUUCCACUCUGUAAGUUUUACAAUAAAGACUUAUCUUUUAAACUAUCUCUCAUCGGAAAAAAACUUCUCAAUACUCAAGUUCAAGAGCUUCUGUAAAUCCUGAACUGUCCUACAAUUUCUUUAAAUUUGAUAUUAAUGAUUAUGAAUUUAUUAUUUAGUGUUCAUGAACUCGGAGGUUUCUCUUAAAAACACACCAUCGUACAUCUGGUUCCUUUCAUCCACAGUUACUCUGGUCACGGCUGGGGAAACCAGUUUGUGGGUGGUGAUGACCUGCAAAUGUUUCACGCCAAGGCUGUUGCCGUGGUGAUGGGGUGUAGCAGUGGCAGGCUGGAUUACAAACCAAGGUUGGAUGGCGAUGGCGGACCUUUGUAUUUUCUAUUGGCAGGAUGGUGAGUUGAUUUUUCUUUUUGUCCAAGAAUUAUUGCUGUGUAGGUAGUGCUGGUUAUGACAAUGGGGAAUGUUUUGCCAUUAUAUUUGUUGAUUUUGUAAUUUCUAAAUAAUAUUUCUUUGAUAAGGACUCUGAUCUGACAAUGAAAAAUGGUUAUUCAUUUAAGUUCAAUUUCUCAGGUCUAAGUAAUUUUGCCUUGGCGGACAUUUUCAUAAACGAGAGAUACUUAGUUUUUAUUCAAAGCCAGGUUUUGCUUUAUUUUAUCAUGAAACAAUUUGCAUACUGAACAUGAUUUAUCAGAGAUGCUUAUAAUCCAAGUAAUAAACCCUGGACUUAGUGUGAAUUAUUUUUUAAACAUGUUUAUCAAAGUGAUGUAAACCAGGGUUUAUUACUUGGAUUAUACGCAUCAAAAAUGAAGCUGUAGUAUUGUAUACCUGACUCCCAUUGACAAAACGUUCUGUUUAGUUUAUUGUUUAAAUCUCAUGGUAAAAAAACUGACUCUUUUUUAUGUAAUAAUGUUUGAUUUCAUAUAUCUAGUAUCUUUGUACUUUUGGCCAACAUAUUUUUUUUUUAGCAUACCGGUAAUUAUUUAUUAUUUUUUAAUUUUCUUUAUUUAAUUUUUUUUAAAUCUUUUAAAAUGAUACUUUUUUAUUAAAUCUUCACAGUCCGACGGUCAUGGGUAACCUCUGGGUGGUGACAGAUAAAGACAUUGACAAGUUCACCUUGAAGCUUGUAACAGAAUGGAUGGCCCAGGACAGGCCAGUGCCUCUGAGUGACCUGCUGAAACAAGCAAGACAAGUUUGCCGUCUGGUGGGGCUGAAUGGAUUUGCUCCAGUGAUUUACGGCUUACCGAUCAUGAUGAACAAUUAA